UGCUGGGCUGAAUGCAAGUAGCGGGAGCCAUGGUCGGGGCGCUCUGGGUGACCGGGGCAGCUGCCCUGUGGGCUGCUCUCUGCGGCCGGGCACUGGCCCUGGAGGGAGGGAUGCUCUACCCCCAGGAGACCCCGAGCCGGGAGCGCAAGGACCUCAACGGCCUCUGGGACUUCCGAGCUGACUUCUCUGAGGACAGGAACCAGGGCUUUCGGGAGCGGUGGUAUCAGAGACCCCUGCGGGAGUCGGGCCCUGUGCUAGACAUGCCCGUCCCCUCCAGCUUUAACGAUGUGGGCCAGGACCGCAAGCUUUACAGCUUCAUUGGCUGGGUGUGGUAUGAGCGGCAAGUGUUGGUGCCCCGGAGCUGGACCCAGGACCCAGGCACCAGGGUGAUGCUAAGAAUUAGCAGUGCCCACUACUAUGCCAUUGUGUGGGUGAACGGGGUCCACGUGACUGAGCACGAGGGUGGCCACCUCCCCUUUGAAGCCGACAUCAGCAAGCUGGUCCAGUUCAGUCCUGGGGAGCUCAAUCGCAUCACCAUUGCCAUCAACAACACCCUCACGCCCCACACGCUGCCACCGGGCAUCAUUGAGCACAUGACCGACAGCUCCCGGUAUCCCAAGUAUUAUUUUGUUCAGAAAACAAAUUUUGACUUCUUCAACUAUGCUGGGCUGCACCGCUCUGUCUUCCUCUACACCACCCCUGUCUCCUACAUCGAUGACGUCACGGUCACCACCGACGUAGACCAGGGCACAGGGCUGGUGAACUACGAGAUCGUGGUAAAAAGCAAUGAGAACUUUGAGCUAGAGCUUCUUCUCUGGGACAAGGAAGGGAGAGUGGUGGCCAAGGGAAUGGGGGCCCGGGGCCAGCUAGCAGUGCCCAGCGCCCAGCUCUGGUGGCCUUAUCUGAUGCAUGAGCAGCCUGCCUACCUGUACACGCUCGAGGUGACCCUCGUGGUACAGACAGGAGCCGGCAUUGUGUCUGACGUCUACACCCUUCCCGUGGGCAUCCGCACCGUGGAGGUCGUACACAACCAGUUUCUCAUCAACGGAAAACCCUUCUAUUUCCAUGGGGUCAACAAGCAUGAAGACGCUGAUAUCCGUGGGAAGGGAUUCGACUGGGCUCUGGUGAUGAAGGAUUUCAACCUGCUCCGGUGGCUGGGCGCCAACUCUUUCCGCACCAGCCACUACCCCUACGCCGAGGAGGUGAUGCAGCUCUGUGACCGAUACGGGAUCGUGGUCAUUGACGAGUGUCCGGGCGUGGGCAUCGUGCUGCCGGAGAGCUUUAAGAACAUCUCUCUGCAACACCACCUGGAGGUGAUGGAGGAGCUGGUCCGGAGAGACAAGAAUCACCCAUCCGUGGUCAUGUGGUCUGUGGCCAACGAACCUGUCUCCUGGCUGGCGCCUGCUGCCUACUAUUUCAAGACCGUGAUAGGCCACACCAAAGCCCUGGACCCCACGCGACCUGUGACUUUUGUGUCCAAUUCUAGGCCUGAAGUGGAUCGUGGGGCACCAUAUGUGGAUGUGAUCUGUAUAAACAACUACUAUUCCUGGUACCAUGAUUAUGGGCACCUCGAGGUGAUUCAACUGCAGGUCAACGCUGCAUUUGAGAACUGGUAUAAAUUAUACCAGAAGCCGAUUAUCCAAAGUGAAUAUGGAGCAGACAACAUUCCUGGGUUUCACCAGGACCCUCCUCUGAUGUUUAGUGAAGAAUACCAGAAAUUUGUGCUGCAGCAGUAUCAUUUUGCUCUGGAUCAAAAACGCAAAGACUACGUGAUUGGAGAGCUUAUUUGGAAUUUUGCCGACUUCAUGACGGACCAAUCACCAAGGAGAGUUAUCGGGAAUAAGAAAGGAAUCUUCACCCGACAGCGACAACCCAAAGGUUCAGCAUUCCUUCUGAGAGAACGAUACUGGAAAAUCGCCAAUGAAACCAUUACGUUUUCCUCCACCCUGGACACCACCAGACUGGCCAUGAUGAAAUAAAUGAGAAUUUAAAAAUAACACAUAGGAGACAAUGGUUUUCCUUCUUCACAACUAUGACUGACCUUCAUGAGAACCAACACCCUAAAUGAUACAAUGUGAAGGGGACACUGACUUCACAUUGUCUUUACUGAGGUUCAUAGCCUCAGUUUUUUUAUAGAAUUCAUUAGACUCAUUCACAUGAUUCUUCCCCUCUUCCCUUUCUGCCCUCUUAGAAGCCAACAAUAAAAAAAGUUUUUGACUAUACAUCACUCUUCUUCACAACCUUGUGAUAGAGGUAGUGCAAUUAUCCUUAUCUUCUUUUCACAGAUUAGAAAAAUGAGGUUUGGGAAGGUGAUGGUGACUUCCCCAAUUAUAGAACCAUAUAUUAAGAACUGGAAGGCCAUAUAGUCCAAUCUCAUUUUGCAAAUGAGGAAACUGAGGCCCAGAGAGGGUAAAUGACUUGCCUAGCAAGUGUCUGUGAGGUAGGAUGUGAACUCAGGUUUUUCCAACUCUGAAUUCCACACUCUUAUCUGUUCCAACAGCCAUCUACAUGCCUUUUGAGUCCUGGAUGCCUCUUCAUUGGUCUCUUGAAGUAAUUGUUCAUAAAAGAGGCCCUUUUAUCUAAGAAGCCUCUAUCACUUCGACCACCACUGCUCUAUUUAGUGCUGGGGGGAAGGAAAUAAGAAGAUAAGCUUAAGGCUCUAGUCUGCUAGUCCAAGAUGACUAACUCUGUCUAUGGAACACAGAAUUUGAAAAGGGGCUACUCUCACAAA
This is a messenger RNA of Vombatus ursinus (common wombat), 2731 nucleotides long. RefSeq names its product glucuronidase beta (gene GUSB). Gene Ontology annotation, molecular function: carbohydrate binding; beta-glucuronidase activity. The record is from RefSeq and is a predicted model, not a curated record. The coding region runs from base 12 to 1979 and encodes 655 amino acids. NCBI's taxonomy places the organism in Eukaryota, Metazoa, Chordata, Mammalia, Diprotodontia, Vombatidae. Gene Ontology annotation, biological process: carbohydrate metabolic process; glucuronoside catabolic process. The transcript has 13 exons.